Messenger RNA from Onthophagus taurus, 3277 nucleotides. Its product is annotated as tubulin polyglutamylase ttll-4. Lineage: Eukaryota; Metazoa; Arthropoda; Insecta; Coleoptera; Scarabaeidae. Gene Ontology annotation, biological process: protein polyglutamylation; microtubule cytoskeleton organization. Gene Ontology annotation, cellular component: ciliary basal body. Gene Ontology annotation, molecular function: tubulin binding; tubulin-glutamic acid ligase activity. The record is from RefSeq and is a predicted model, not a curated record.
UUUCAUCAUCAUCGCAUUGUGUCCCGUUCACGUUCACGACUCGUUUUAAAUCAAAGAAAAAAAAUCAAACCGGAAACUUAGAUUGGCCUAAAAUCAUCGUCAAUUAUUCAUGAUAUAAAGAAUUAUGGCCGAGUGUAAUGUAGCAUUUUCAUUCCCCCCAAUAAGAGAUGGAAGAAUUUGUAAAUAUUCGUAUGCGACUUGGUGUCCAACGUGUGAUCGAGAUUCGCCGCGGAGAAGAACUAAAAGUGAAACGAACGAAUUUUGCCGUCGAAAAGGUAAAGAUAUGAAAACGUUCACUCCAAAAAAGCAUUCAAGAUGCCACCGCGAUAACGAAACUUUCCAAGAUUGUUGUCAAUUAAAAUAUGAUCGUUUCAAUUUAACCAUGGAUUGUUGUCAACCUUACGAUUGGCAAGGAUAUGAAAACUGUCAAAUUUUUGAUGAUUGUCAUCGUUUUGAUACAGCGUGCGAUAGAUUUGAGGGUUCGUGUCAAAACGCGCGUAAAACGCGCGCGAACUCUUUCGCGACUCCAAACGUCGAACCGUUUGAAUUACCAACAACUUACAUCGACGGUUACAACGCGAAUAUGUCCAACCCACCAAGAUAUAGUCGGGUUCCAUCUCGCAGUAGCACCCCUGACAAUCUCCAUUCAUUAUCCGCGACAGAAAAAAGAAUUCGCGACAUAAAGAUGCAAGUAUUAAAAGCGCAAGAAAAAACAAUAUCACCUUCAUCCGAUCAUCACCCCCCUCAAAUUAGUUCAAUCUACAUGAACGCAAAAUCAAUCGGAUUUAGCCCCCAAGAGCAACAAAAAAACCCGUCGCGACCGGAAACUUGUACUUUCUUCGAUAAACGAACUUACGACGUGAACUUGAUUAGGGAACGAUACCACCGCGAAGUUGAAGCUUUAAAAAUAAAAUUACAGGAGAUACAAAAAACUAGAAUGCUCGCGGCGCAACUUAAAAAGCAAUUUUGUGAUAAAGAAAUAAUAGAGGUUAAAAACAUCGAAAAAGAGAACACCGUUGAAAUCGUAAAGCCGAUUAAAUACGAAAUGAAAGAUAAAAUAAAACAUUUCGAGCACAACGGAGCCGUUCCAAAAAAAAUUGCUGUUCGUCGCGUUAAAUCGGAUAAAUUAAAAUCGGAUAAAGCGAAAAUUCUUUUGAAAACGCAUUCAAAACCGAUCGGAACUAAACUUUGGCGUCCAAUUUCCUCAAAAACCAAAGUGGUUAACGAAGAAACUUGCGAAUCAUCUUCGAGUGAUGACGAAUCCGUUAAAAACGAUGAAAACAAUAUGAGAAUUGUUGAGGAAGUUAUUAAAAUCGACGAACCGGUGAAGAACUUGGAUAAUAUUGAGAGUUCUAUGUUGAUUGGGCCUCGUCCGAUUUGUUCUGAUAGUGGUAAUUGGCCGCUACGAGAGAGCUUAUUUCCUCAUGUUCCACCGUAUAUUAAUUUUAAUACUUACGAUGCCACUCAACCGUUUAUUAUUCCGACGGGGAAGAGAAUUUUGAAAUGGAAAUUGAGCACGAUCACCCCCGUUUUGAUUCGAAAAACUUUAACCAACACUGGUUUCGUCCUUGUAAGAAGUGAGUUUAGUCGAGAAUCAAACGAUUGGUUGGGUUGUUGGGGAAAACACAUGAGAUCGCCGCAAUUUCAAACGUUAAAAGAAACGCAAAAGCUUAAUCAUUUUCCCGGAACGUUCCAAAUUGGCAGAAAAGACCGCUUGUGGCGGAACCUCCAACGAUUGAUGUAUAUACACGGAUACAAAGAGUUCGAAUUCAUGCCGCAAUCAUUUGUGAUCCCACAAGACUUACGAAUGUUGAAACAAUGUUGGGAGGAAAAAAGCGGAAUCGGAAAUGAAAUAUUUAUCAUCAAACCGCCUGCUUCCGCAAGAGGUACCGGAAUUAAAGUGAUAAACAAAUGGUCCCAAUUACCUAAAAAACAAUCCCUCGUCGUUCAACGCUACAUUUCAAACCCUUACCUAAUCAAUGGCAGCAAAUUUGAUCUCCGUUUAUACGUUUUAGUAACAAGUUUCAACCCGUUACGAAUUUAUCUUUACCCAGAAGGUUUAGCAAGAUUCGCAAGUGCCAAAUAUAGUCAUAGAGUCGAAGACUUACAAGAUCGUUAUAAACACCUAACAAAUUACAGCAUUAACAAAUAUUCAAGUGAGUACACAGCAAAUGAAGACGCGUUUUCAUGUCAAGGACACAAAUGGACCUUAUCGAAACUGUGGGAGUUUAUGGAAAAGGACGGAGUCGACACAAAAGUUUUAUGGAAAAAAAUGGAAGAUUUAGUUAUUAAAACGAUGAUUUGUGGUGAAUCUCCAAUCACCCAACUUGCCAAGGAGUACAUGAAUAAUCGUUAUAAUUGUUACGAACUAUUUGGUGUUGAUAUUUUAUUAGACGACAAAUUAAAGUGUUGGUUAUUAGAGGUUAACAUUUCGCCGAGUCUUCACAGCGCUUCCCCUUUGGACGCUUACGUAAAAGGACCGUUGGUUAAAGCGUUAUUAGAUUUGGCCCAAUUUCAUUUACCACCGAAAGUGAAUAGAUUCCCAGUUGACCCGAACAAACCGAUCGGUUGUUUCGAACCGAAAUUAUACUCGUGGUCGCUUACAAAACGUGAAAUCCAAAAACAUAACUUUUAUGUCCAAUGUGAAGAUAGAGAGUAUCUUAGAACGAUUUUGGAUACGUUAACCGGGGAUGACGUGCGAUUAUUAAUACAAGCUGAGGAUGAAUUGACGGUGAAAGGGUCGUUCGAUAGGAUUUUUCCAACGUCGAAAACACAUUGUUAUUUCAAAUUUAUGGAGCCGAGAUAUUAUAAUCGAUUAUUCGAUGCUUGGGAAUCUAAGUACGAGAGUAAAAGGGGAAAAGGAAUUGCGGUUUUAAAGAGGCUAUGUUCGCAAAAAAUCCAUUUGAAAGUCGGUUCUCAAUGUAAUGUGUCAAAGGACUCGCAGAGUUCGACCCCUGCUCCUCUGUCCAACAAGAAGACGGAAGAGAGUAUUGUGAAACCUAUAGUGUCUGAUGUGAUUCAACCGCUCAUCGCAACAACAUCCUAGAAAUGUUUUUAAAUGCCAUUUUUUUUAUACUGUUUAUUUCAGGAAGAGGAAUUAAGAAGAGACUUUUGAAAAGAUAUUAAAAAAGGCUCAAAGAAACGCUCGCAGAGCAAUUCACUGCCAACUCCACAUUUACAAUCGUUAUGUAUUCCCGUAUACUUCCUUAUUUAUUGUAUCCUUUCUUUUUUAUUUUUGUAAGUACAAUAAAUUUUGUUAAAAUGUUUUAAAAAAAAA